AAGGUAGGUUGAAGAAUGAAUAUUCUAAGAGGCAAUUGUGACAAGAGAAACUGACAAGUUAACUACAAUUAUUUGCUUUCUAUAAAGCAAAUUGGAAAAAUAAAGAGAGAAGCGUUUCUUUCUACAAUUAUUAGCUUUAUAAUAUUUCUUCACUGCCCACAGUAAUUGUCCUCGCAUUACGCUUCUGCAAUUGCAAAUUUGCAAUGGCUUCUUCUUCAUCUCAUGCGAUCAUCACUACAUAUGAUGUGUUUGUCAGCUUCCGCGGUGAAGACACGCGCAACAACUUCACUGCUUUUCUCUUUGAGUCUCUCUUUGAAAAUAGCAUCCAUGCCUUCAAAGAUGAUACACAUCUUCAGAAAGGCGAAUCCAUAGGCAUAGCACCCGAGCUGCUACAGGCCAUUCAAGAGUCUCGCCUUUUCCUUGUGGUCUUCUCUAAGAACUAUGCUUCCUCAACUUGGUGUUUGCGUGAACUUGCACACAUCUGCAACUGCACCAUUGAAGCAUCGCCGAGUCGUGUUCUUCCAAUUUUCUAUGAUGUUGAUCCAUCAUAGGUGGGGAAACAGAGUGGUUAUUAUGGGAAACAGAGUGGUUAUUAAUGUUGUAAGAUUUCGAUUACCAUAUGUAAUAUUCUAUGAAUUUUAAUUGUAGAUUAAACGUGGAUGAAAGGUUUAUGUUGAAUAAUUUUUUAGUGUGUA
Molecule: messenger RNA, 695 nt
Organism: Glycine soja
Lineage: Eukaryota; Viridiplantae; Streptophyta; Magnoliopsida; Fabales; Fabaceae
Product: toll/interleukin-1 receptor-like protein
Exons: 1
Coding region: 204-551 (115 amino acids)
Biological process (GO): signal transduction
Source: RefSeq, a predicted model, not a curated record